AUCGGGUAUAAAAGGCUGUCCCUCGGGCGCACUCGGAGAGUCGGCUCCUAGCCCACCCGACAAACGCCACAAUGCCUAUCAUCUUGGGCUACUGGGACAUGCGCGGGCUUGCCCACGCCAUCCGCCUGCUUUUGGAGUACACCGGUGCACAUUAUGAAGAGAAGGUGUACCGCUUUGGGGAUGCUCCUGAAUUUGACAAAAGCCAGUGGCUGGAUGUGAAGUUUUCUCUGGGCCUGGACUUCCCUAAUCUACCCUACCUGAUUGAUGGGAACACCAAGAUCACCCAGAGCAAUGCCAUCUUGCGCUACAUUGCCAGACAAUACAACCUGUGUGGUGACACCGAGGAAGAACGAAUUCGAGUGGACAUACUGGAGAACCAUGUCAUGGAUGUCCGCCUGCAGCUGUCUCGGCUCUGCUAUAACCCAAACUUUGAGAUGCUGAAAAUUGAGUACCUGGAGCAGCUCCCAGGGCAGCUGAAGCUCUUCUCGCUGUUCCUGGGGAAGUGGAGUUGGUUUGCAGGGGGAAAGCUCACUUAUGUGGACUUUCUUGUGUAUGAUGUCCUGGACCAGAACCGCAAGUUUGACCCCUGUUGCCUGGACGACUUCUCAAACCUCAGGGAUUUCUUAGAUCGGUUCGAGAGUCUGACUAGUAUUGCUGCCUACUUAGCCUCUGACCGUUGCCAGCCCUAUCCAAUCUUUGCAAAGAUGGCUUUCUGGGGUAAUAAGUAG
Molecule: messenger RNA, 728 nt
Organism: Dromiciops gliroides (monito del monte)
Lineage: Eukaryota; Metazoa; Chordata; Mammalia; Microbiotheria; Microbiotheriidae
Product: glutathione S-transferase Mu 5-like
Exons: 8
Coding region: 72-728 (218 amino acids)
Biological process (GO): glutathione metabolic process
Molecular function (GO): glutathione transferase activity
Source: RefSeq, a predicted model, not a curated record